AUGCAUCCCAUUUUUGAAAUGGUUUCUGCAUACAUCGAGUCUGACGAAUUCCUACCGAAUCGAAAAUCCGAAGCCAGAGAUCGCGAUGCAAGGGGUGAUGCCCAUCGCGAUAUCUGCAGAUCGUUUAGAUCCAGGCGCGGGAAUAUCCAGGAUACACGACCUUCCGUCUCCCUUGGGUGGGUGAUACUCUACACUUCUCUACUGCUGUGGUCGAUCAAACCGAUCCUGACCGGCUCGCACCGCUGGGAACUCGUGGGGAACUGGUUAUCGAAAGACCAAUCACUGGGCGAGGAUAUAUAUGUGACCUGGCCAGACCUCACUGUUAGCAGCUUCAGCAAAAAAGCACUCAUUUGGAAACAUCCUUUUGGUCCGUCAAGUCAUGGCUAUUACUGGACUGGAGAACUUGCCAGCUGGCAGGCAGAUGGAUCGCUGGGAUUGUCGGUCGCAAGGAUUAUCAGGUCAAGCUGCAUUGUCAGCGCGUUGAGCCGAGUGAAAUUGAGCGGACUUCCCGAAGGGUACCCCCGCCGGCUAUGA
Messenger RNA from Penicillium lagena, 534 nucleotides. RefSeq lists its product as uncharacterized. The transcript is spliced from 3 exons. The coding region runs from base 1 to 534 and encodes 177 amino acids. NCBI's taxonomy places the organism in Eukaryota, Fungi, Ascomycota, Eurotiomycetes, Eurotiales, Aspergillaceae. The record is from RefSeq and is a predicted model, not a curated record.